AUUAUUAUUAUGUUGUUGUCAAAGUCAUCAUCAUCAUAAUCAUCAACAACAACAUUCAAAAAAUCAAUCAAAACGUUUGCUACCAUUUCGUUUACCACGUCGUAUGAUUGCUAAAAUUUUUCAGUUUAUUUUUUUGGUAGUCUUAAUUGCCACUGUGAUCGUGAAUAUUUUAUUCAUAAUCGAUACAACAAAUCGUUUAAGAAAUAAUCAACAAACAAUUUUUAGCCAAAUUAAUCCAUUGGCUGAUGGUGGUGGUGCAUCUGCGGAUUCUUCAGCAACAAAUUUUCUUUCAUUCGAUACAUCCAUUGUUGAUGGACAACAACGAACAAAUUUUAUUCCAUAUGAUCAAUCGAAUAACAAUAUCGGUGACAAUGAUGAUAAAGCCAAUAAAGCUGGUCAGAUAGCAUCAAGACAUCUGGAAUUGGAAAUUUUAUCCAGUCAAUCUAGAGUUUAUGUUAUGGUUGAUGGAACAACUAUUCUAGAUGAUUCCGAUGAAACAAAAGGCCGUGGAAUUCAUGUACUUGUAUUACAUCAAUCAACUGGAUCAAUUAUGGCACAAAGAUUAUUCGAUACAUAUUCACCACAUGAAGAUGAAUCUAUGUCUUUGUUUCUCAAUCUAAUUACCGAUGGUCGAAUAAUUGUAUUCGCCAUCAAAGAUGAAGGAACAUUUCAAAUGAAACAAGCUGCUCGUGAUUUAUUGAAACGAAUGGGUUCCAAACGAUCACAUCAGAUUGGAUGGCGUGAUAUGUGGUGUUUUGUUGUCCGUAAAAAUACACAAGAUGGUGAUAAGAGCGAAUCUUCAUCGAAUGUUUUUGGAGAAGCUUAUGCUAAAUCUCCUGAUUUCAAUAGUUGGGCAGCACCAGUUAUGCUACAAGCAACGGUACCAUUGGUACCAAGCGAUCAAUCCGAAUGUAAACAAUGGUCCGAUACGGAAGAAAAUCGUCGGCGGCGAUCAUUCUGUUCACGUAUUGAAGGAUAUGGUUCUGUUUGUAAUUGUAAUGAUCCAGCUAUGAUUGAUUUCUCUUCACUAUCUCGGGUAUCACAUGAUGAAAAAUCCGAAUAUGAACGUAUAUCACGUGUACCGGUAUCGAUAGUUGCAUCGAAUCGUCCACAAUAUCUUUAUCGAAUGUUACGUACACUGUUAUCGGCACGUGGUUGUAAUCCAUCCAUGAUAACCAUUUUUAUUGACGGUUAUUUCGAAGAACCAUUAGAAGUGACUAAAUUAUUUGGACUUCGAGGAAUUCAACAUACACCUAUUGGUAUUAAAAAUGCUAGAAUAUCUCAACAUUAUAAAGCUAGCUUAACGGCAACAUUUAAUCUUUUUCCUGAUGCUGAAUAUGCGAUUAUUCUUGAAGAAGAUCUCGAUGUUUCACCAGAUUUUUUUAGCUAUUUCGGUCAAACAAUGCCAUUGUUGGAACAAGAUCCAAGUUUAUAUUGUGUAUCUGCUUGGAAUGAUCAAGGUUAUGAACACACCAGUCAGGAUCCAAGCUUAUUGUAUCGAGUGGAAACUAUGCCCGGUUUGGGAUGGAUAUUGAGUCGUAAACUUUAUAAAGAUGAGCUUGAAACUAGAUGGCCUACACCGGAAAAACUUUGGGAUUGGGAUAUGUGGAUGCGAUUACCAGAUAUACGCCAUGAUCGUGAAUGUAUCGUACCGGAUGUUUCUCGUACAUAUCAUUUCGGUUCUUCUGGUAUCAACAUGAAUUCAUAUUUUCAAGAUGUUUAUUUCAAAAAACAUGCCUUCAAUACAUUGCCAUAUGUUCGUAUGCGAAAUCUAGAUAGCCUAAAAAAAGAUAAUUAUGAACGAAUGAUUGAAAAAAUGAUAAAAGCAGCACGUCUAGUUGAUCAUUCAAAAGAUCCAUGUGAAAAUGAUUUUAUACCAUCAUCAUUAUCAUCAUCAUCAUCAUUAAUAAAUCUUUCUUGGAAUGACACCGAUUCAUAUGUAAAUUCGGGCAAUAAUGCUGCUCAUCAUCAAACAUAUGUUAUUUAUAUAAAACAAAUGAAUUCUAGAGAUUUUCAAACCUGGCUACAUGUUGCAAAAUGUUUUCGAAUAUGGGAUCUAGAUGCUCGUGGCUAUCAUAAAUCAAUGUGGCGUUUUUUCUGGCAUCGACAUCAUGUUCUAGUGAUUGGUGUACCACAUUCACCAUAUUCACAUCUGAAACCUGCAAAUAUUAUGCCCAUAUCGGUCAAUGAUACAACACAAAAUCCAAUUAUCAAUUGAAUUUUCUACUGAUUCACUCCACAAUUUUUCACUCGAAUCAGAAGUGUGAUAAUCCAAUAUUUAUAUACCCUUGAUUCCUUUUUUUUCUCUCAAAUUCUCUUGCUAAAAACGAAACGAAAGUCAUCAUCAGUCAUGUUUUUACAUUCAAAUGUGUGUGAUAUAUUCAACGGCGCCAUUCAACAACAACAAAAAAAAAGACAAUUCAUUGAUUCAUAGAAGAUACACAAGUUUUGUGCCAAACAGCAAAAAAAAAGUCAAUACCGUCAUCAUAAUCAUCAUCAUCAUCAUAUUUUUUUUGUUCAUUUUUGGCCAAUCUGUUUUUUUUGAUAUGUUUUUUUUUCACUCGAUGUUAUAUCGUAGUUAUGUUCUCGUUUCAUUCCACUUUCACAAUUGAUUAGAUCUUUAUUAUCUAUAUAAUAUGUAUGUAAUUUGUAUUUUCAUCAUAAUCUUAAAUCAACAAAAAAAAGACAACAAACAAAUCUGUUUAUUUCAGCGAAAAAACAAAAACAGAUUUCCAACACUAGCUACGAUCUAAAUCACCCUUUUAUUCUUCUUUUUUUUCGUUAUUUAAUCGAUAAAUUCAUCAACAUACCGAUGAUUCGAUGAUGGAAAAAAAUGCC
Molecule: messenger RNA, 2838 nt
Organism: Dermatophagoides farinae (American house dust mite)
Lineage: Eukaryota; Metazoa; Arthropoda; Arachnida; Sarcoptiformes; Pyroglyphidae
Source: RefSeq, a predicted model, not a curated record